GUUAGCCAACACAGUUCGAUAAACAGAUGUUUUUCGUUUGCCUUAUCAAAUAGAAAUUGUAUUUUUGCGAGCCGAAAAGUGCAAUGUUUAGCAGCUGAAUACUUACUGAUAUGUCCAAGCGCAACCAAAUAUCGUACGUUAAGCCGCAGGAACCGAGUUUUUUGAGGAAAUUAAAGGAGGAGAUUGGCUACAAAGAAGGACCCAGCAUAGAAACCAAGCGCCAGCGUUUGGAGACCGACCAGGAGGAUUACGAUUCUGGGGAGGAUUCCCGGCCGGAAAGGGAGGACGAACUGCCGCAGGUGGUGGUCCUCAAGCCAGGAGAUCUCUCCGCCGAAGAGGCCAAAACGGAGAAACUGUUGGCCGCCAAAGAAUUAGCCGAAAAGCGUGCGGAUCUGACCCAGCCCAUAGUCUUCAAGCAGCGUGUCAAGCAGACAAAUUUCGAGGAAGAUAAGUCGCCCUCCGGAAGCAACAAGAAGUCGGAGAAAUCCGGAAAGAAAUCAGAGAAAUCAAAGAGCAAGAAAUCCAAGGCCGCCAGCAGUAAGCUGUCCUUCAACGAGGACGAAGAGGACGAGACGGCCGAGGAUUGAAGAUUAUUCGGCCAUAACUUCCACUAGCCAAGUUAACCCGCAGCGAAUGAUUAA
Molecule: messenger RNA, 641 nt
Organism: Drosophila takahashii
Lineage: Eukaryota; Metazoa; Arthropoda; Insecta; Diptera; Drosophilidae
Source: RefSeq, a predicted model, not a curated record